AGACUGCUCCCCCCGGCAGUUGCGGAAUCAGUUACACCACCGACCGAUCACCCACCUGAUAUGGAUUUGGCCAUCUGAGAAGUCCCAUUAAUCGUGGUAUGUCGUGAUUCGCCACGCUUCAACUCGUCCUGGACUACACCUGCCUGCCGCUUUCGACUCCAUUGGUAUCGAACUUUUGGACACGACCAGAUCAUCAACAUGAUUCCCCUUCAUCAGAGCGCCCAAACGCUGGGCGUUCUGUUCCUGCUGGUCGCCUCGUGGUCACCUGUCACCACAGCCAUCGAUGUUGAUAUCUGCGCCUCAUUAAACACCGGCUCAACGGACCGAAACACCAGCAUUUACCAAACAAACGGUCUUUGCUAUAAUUUCUGCGUUAACGAUUACGCCUACGCCAUCACCCAGUCCAACUCUUGCUGGUGCUCCAACUUCGCCCCUGCCAAGUCGACCCAGGAGGAUGUUUCAAAAUGCAAUACCCCUUGCCCUGCAUAUCCCAUCGAGGAUUGUGGUGGCGAUGGCCUGUUUGGAUAUCUCUCGUUGGGCGGUGUCUUGCCAUCAGGCACACAGGCUGCUUCGUCCUCAGCCACUUCAGAAUCUGACGAUACCUCUUCGAAAACCUCGGCUUCCACUGAGUCCACGUCCGAAGUACAGACAGUUACAGACGGCGGAACCAUCAAGACUGUGACGAUUGGCCCCAGCCACACGGGGUCCACGUCAAGCGACAGCGACACCUCCGGACUCAAAGCUAAGAAUAGCGGCCUGAAGACAGGAGAAGUUGUUGGUAUCGUGGUUGGCGUCAUAGGAGCCGUAAUCGUCGCCGCUGGCCUCGCCCUUUUCUUCUGGUUCCGACGACGCAAGCAACGCCAACGGCGCGAGGGCUUUGAGGACGACCCUAGUAUACGAGACAGCUCGUCCGGCAACCAACCCGAUAUGAGCGUGGCCGGAGCUUCCCCAGUGUCACCCAACGCCGCCAGCAAGCGGAAUAGCACAUUGCAGGUUGACCCGCGCAUGGACCCGUUCAAGCAAGGAUUGUACGUCCGAGGCGGCAGUCACGAGAGUGUCAAUACUCUGGGUGAUGAGCAUGAUUACUCGCGGAGGAUCCAGGCACCCAAAGUGCUGCGGGCAACGAACCCCGAUCCUGCUUGAGAAUGAGGACCUCAACGCAUGGACAAAACACACUUCCACCGGGGUGAGCAUCAGAUUGCUGAACCUCACGACGCACACGAAUUUCGCC
This is a messenger RNA of Ilyonectria robusta, 1231 nucleotides long. RefSeq lists its product as uncharacterized. The transcript has 4 exons. Lineage: Eukaryota; Fungi; Ascomycota; Sordariomycetes; Hypocreales; Nectriaceae. Bases 199 to 1143 code for a protein of 314 amino acids. The record is from RefSeq and is a predicted model, not a curated record.